AUUGAAUCUUCUUAUGAAUUUUUAUUGCCUGAAUCACUUCGGAUUGUCUUCAACAUCAUCGACGAAGGAAUGUUUCGCGGUCAUGAGGAUCUUAGUGUUCAAUUGAAAACAAAGUACCUGGAACAGUUUCCAUUGGUCCGAGAUCUGACUUCUGUUUGGGCUGAGCAGUCUUGGAUCAUUCAGAUAUAUAGUAUAUAUGUCAUGCAUCUCGAGAGAGCUUUGAGAGACGUUGAAGAAGCUUUGGCAGCCGCUGGUCCCAAAGCGUCAGGUGUUACGAAAUCUCAAAAACGUUUUGCAAAGCUCAUAAUGGUGCGUUCAUCUCACACUGCACAUAUGUUGUUCUCCAUCUUACUGAGUCAAUUGGAAGAGAAUGCUGCUAAGCAGGGUGAAUGUGGAUUGGCUAUCUGUCUGUCAAAACCUUUUCAGAGGUUGCUAAAAUAUCCACUUUUAUUUCAAAACUUGUUAUAUCACACCGAUGCCUCAACGCAUGAGUACGAAAGUGCCCAUGCCAUGGCUAUCUCGAUUGAUAGUAUUGUGAGAAGUAUUGAAGACGAAAAGAUCAGUGAGGAGGAAAGGGACAAAGCGCGUGACGCCUGGUCCCGGAUCGAAGGGAUGAACGAAAAGGUAUUGAUGGUUCCCAAGAGUGAUAGACUCUUAAUGUCCGAAGAAUCAGCGCUUCCUUCUCAGACCCCGAUGUUCAAGAAAGAUCACAAAUCGACGGCAGAUCGCUUGAGAAUAUUGAAAGGUCAAAAGUCCUUUAGGAGACUAUCGGAUAUGAUUGGCUCUGAAGCCAAAGAACCAACGAUGGGAUCCAAACGGGAUGUCUGGCUAGUUGUAUUUUCGGAUGUAAUUCUUCGAUGUCAGAGAGUUGGAGUGACCAGAAUGUCAACCAGCACAUUUUCAUCAUCAUCAAAGGACAAAAAGAAAACGAGGAGAUCCUUACCAGGUCGAGAACGUAACCUUUAUAAAUUCAUCAAGAUUGAACGAUGG
Messenger RNA from Melampsora larici-populina 98AG31, 990 nucleotides. RefSeq lists its product as uncharacterized. Gene Ontology annotation, molecular function: guanyl-nucleotide exchange factor activity. The record is from RefSeq and is a predicted model, not a curated record. The transcript is spliced from 6 exons. The annotation marks the transcript as partial. Lineage: Eukaryota; Fungi; Basidiomycota; Pucciniomycetes; Pucciniales; Melampsoraceae. Gene Ontology annotation, biological process: positive regulation of Rho protein signal transduction.